GUGAGGUGAUGCUGAGGAAAAAGACCGGCCUUCUCCUGGAGAAGUUUCAAGCCUUGCGGACCUCUCCUGGAGAAGACAGCAGGACUUUGGUCAACCAGAAGAAGGAACUGGAGAAGAAGGUUUCUCAGCUCCAACAAAAGCUGGAGGAUGAGAUAAAGCAAAGGAUGAAGCAGGAGAUUUCACGGGAUCGUCCCACAGCCUCUGUGCAGAGACUGGAAAUCCAGCUGGAGGAGAGCGUGGAGGAAUGUAAGAAGCUGAAAGAGUUGUUGGAGAAGAAGAAAAGUGAGCUGAGCUCUAUGAACCAAGAGUUGAUAGAAGUUCGGAUGAGCAAAGAACAGGUGGAAACUAAAAUGAGGUCCCUGGAGGUGAAGCUGCAGGACACCAAGGAAGAGGUGACCAGGCAGCGGACUCAGGGGUGUGUCUGCAGACAAGAGCGCCCUGUUGAAGGAGCUUCAAGAGAUGCAAGAAGAGCUGGAUGACGUUCUGCAGAUCCGCUACAAGCAGGAGGAGCUGCUGAGGAUGAAGGAUCGCGAACUGACCGCCCUAAAGGGGGCGCUGAAAGACGAGGUGGCCAAUCAUGACAAGGAGAUGGAUCAAGUGCGUCAGCAGUACCAGAAGGACUUGCAGCAGCUGAGGAAAAACAUGGACAACGUGUCCCAGGAUCAGAUCAGCCUGGAGUCUGAGCGUCAGAAGAUCAAUCAGGUGGUGAGGAACCUACAGAGGGAGUUGGAGGAGAGCAGCGAGGAGAUCACCCAGUGGAAGGAGAUGUUCCAGAAGAACAAAGACGAACUUCGCAACUCAAAGCAGGAGGUCUUACAGCUCAAGACGGAGAAGGAAGAAUUCGAGGACGAGCUGAGUGAGAUGAAAGAUCGGUUUGCCCUCGUGCAGUCUGAGCUGGAGCGAGCCAAGAAGGGAUCUGUGGAGGCCGGAGAGGCGGAGUCUACCAAGAGGGAGCUGCAGCGUUCCCAAGAUGAGCUACGCCAGCUGUCCCAGGAGAGGCAGAGGGUGGAGGAGACUCUGCACCAGCGGGACAGGGAGCUGUCUGCCCUGAAGGGGGCGCUGAAAGACGAGGUGUCCGGACACGACCGCGAGGUGGAGACACUGCGAGAUCAGCACAGCCGUGAGCUACAGCAGACCAAGAAAAGCUAUGAAGAAAGGCUGAAGGAGUUGCAGAGUUUCCAAGAUCAGAUACAUCAGCUGUCUCAGGAAAAGCAGAGGGUGGAGGAGACUCUGUACCAACGAGACCGAGAGUUCUCCGCCCUGAAGGGGGCGAUGAAAGAUGAGGUGUCUGGACACGACCGCGAGACGGAAAAACUACGAGAUCAGUACAGCCGUGAGGUUCAGCAAACCAAGAGAGACUACGAUGAGCUCCUCAAGAUAAAUAAGAAACUGGAAGAUGAGAAGGCGGAGUUUGAGCGUGCGCGACAGAUCAUUGAGAACAAUCUGCAGGACGCGCGGGAGGUAAACGACGACCUUAGGAGACAGAUCCUGGGGCUGGAGCUCAGGUGAAGGAGUUGAAGACGUUCUGCGAUGACCUGCAGAGGGCCGAGGGUCGCUUUAAGGAUAAAAUGUCAAGACUGGAGACAGAGAAGAAGAGGAUGGAGGAAUCUCUGGGGCAAGCCACAGACCAAGAACAUGAAUUUGCCAUGACGAGACGGGAGCUGGAGAACCGUCUGGACGAGGCUCAGAGGAGCCUGAAAAGGCUGACGGUGGAGUACGACGAACUACAAGAGUGCUACCAGGAGGAGAUGAGGCAGAAGGAUCUACUGAAGAAGACCAAGAAUGAGCUGGAGGAGCAGAAGAGGCUGCUGGACAAAGCCAUGGACAAACUGACCCGAGAGCUGGACAGCAUGUCCAACGAGUCCCGCGGCUCCCUGCAGAUUCUGCAGACACAGCUGGAGGAGUACAAAGAGAAGUCUCGCAAGGAGGUCAGCGAGUCCCAGAGAGAGGCCAAGGAGAGAGCAGGCGAGGCAGAGAGACUACAGGUCAACCUCAGCCGGAUGCAGGAUGAGGUGCAGCGGCUGAAGCAAGCUCUGCAGGACAGUCAGGCUGAGCGGGAGAAAGCGGUGCUGGACAAGGAGCUGGUCAGCAGCCGGCUCCAGAAUCUGGAGCAGGACGUGGAGACCAAGAGACGCUCUCAGGACGACCGUUCCCGCCAGGUGAAAGUGCUGGAGGAUAAAUUUAAGCGGCUGGAGGCGGAGCUAGAUGAGGAGAGGAGCACGGUGGAACUGAUGACGGACCGGGUGAACCGCAGCCGAGACCAGAUGGAUCAGUUGAGGGCGGAGCUGAUGCAGGAGCGAACCAGUCGGCAGGACCUGGAGUGUGACAAGGUGUCCCUGGAAAGACAGAACAAAGAUUUGAAGAGCCGCCUGGCCAGCAUGGAAGGGCAGCAUAAGCCCAGCGCCAGCUUGUCUCAGCUGGAGUCCAAGUUGCAGGAGGUCCAGGACAGACUGCAGACUGAGGAGAGGGAGAAGAACACCAUACUGUCGUCCAACCGCAAGCUGGAGAGGAAGCUGAAGGAACUGAACAUCCAACUGGAAGAUGAAAGACUCCAAGUCAAUGACCAGAAAGAUCAGCUCAACUUGCGGGUGAAGGCUCUGAAGAGGCAGGUGGAUGAGGCCGAGGAGGAGAUCGAACGCCUGGAAGGGAUGAAGAAGAAAGCCGUGCGAGAACUGGAGGAACAGCAUGAGAUGAACGAACAGUUACAGGCCCGGCUCAAAUCAUUGGAGAAAGAGACGCGGCGGAAGCCAGUCCGUCCCACCGCCGACGACGACUUGAGUUCCGACGGCGAAUUUGACGGCAAGUACGACCCGACUUCUAUCACCUCGCUGCUGACGGAGAGCAACCUGCAGACCAGCUCCUGCUGA
This is a messenger RNA of Staurois parvus, 2867 nucleotides long. The record is from the annotation of a GenBank genome assembly. Lineage: Eukaryota; Metazoa; Chordata; Amphibia; Anura; Ranidae.